AGUGCUGAGAGAAGACGAAGUUCUGACGGUGACUUUGAGCUUUGGUUAAAAUGUGCUUUAAUUAGCUCGUUAAUGAAUGUAGUCAGGCUUUAAACUCGGGUUUUUGUUGUUCAUUGAACGUACCAACAUCCUCAGACAUUCAUAACGAUCUCAGAUCAUCAGAACACGGAAAUGUCUGCUGGAACAUCUGCGGCACUCUGGUUGCUGUUUGUCAGCAUCGUCUUCGUCUCUGCAGAGCAGAAAAUCAUCACAGCUGAUCCUGGACAGAACGUCACUCUGACAUGUCGAGCUCCAAGUAAUGACAUCAGAGUCAUAGAGUGGAGAAGACCUGACCUGAAGCCAGAAUUUGUCCUUUUGAACCGGGAUGGUCAGUCUGAUCCAGAUGACCUGCAUCCAUCUUUUAGGAACCGGGUGGAUCUGCAGGACAAACAGAUGAAGGAUGGAAACGUGUCUGUGAUUCUGAAGAACGUGAUGAUCAACGACACUGGAACAUACAUGUGUCGUGUCUUUGUGGGAGAAACUGGCUCAUGGAAAUCCAUCAAAAACAUCACCCUGAGUGUUGUUCCUGCAGGUCCAGGAGGAGGAGCUGCUGGACUGAUGGUUGGUCUGCCAGUUUUCAGUCUCCUUGUUGUUGCCGUUGGUUUUGCAGUCUAGAGACCAACAGAGUGAGGAUCCACACCAGCCUCCCACUGAGCUGCAGCCUGUUUGAAAUCUGUUUUUUCCAGCUGAACUGUUCUGUUCUCUGUCAGGAUGAUCCCACACUGCUUCAAUAUCCAGGUGGUAGUGUGUGUGUGUGGGAUCAUUGUCAUGCUGAAAAUGAAACCGUUGCUAAUCAGACUCCCCAACAACACUGACUGAACUGCAGCCCCAAACUAUGAGAGAUUUUUCACCAUGUUUACAGAUGGCUGUCGACACUCACAGUUGUACCUCCAUCCUGACCUCCUCUAGGUUAACAACUGGAACAAAAUUUAGAUCCAUCAGAUCUGCCGAUGCUGAUUUUCAGUCCAGUUCUUGUGUAAUGUGGCAAAUCUCAGUCUAUUCUCCUUGAUUCCCUUCCUCAAGAACGGCUUCUUGAUGGCCACCUUCCACUGAGAACAUUUUUGGUGAGGCUGCAGUGAACAGCAGAUGGAUCACCUGAAGGUCCAGGUGCACCUCUUGGCUCCUGUGUCAGGUCUUUGCUGGAGUUUUUCUUGUUUUUUAAGGAUGUGACUUUCAGAUGCUGUAGAUCAUUUUUUUAACACUAGAACUCCCAAGGUGGUCAUUUUGACCAUUUUCAAAUUUUGCAGUGCAGUAUCUUUUUUGCUAUUAACCCCAUGUAACAGUAGGAUCCUGAAUUUUCCUAAAUAUGUGUGUAUUUUAUUCUAACAUUGUAAUUUUUUAAAAAUUACAAGACACAAGAGGGUUAUGAGUGUUUCUACCUAGAACUCCCAUAGGUGGUCAUUUUGACCACAAAACAUUAUUUACAUAAAAUUGUGAUAAAUAAAUAUAUGUAUAAAUAUAAUUAGUAAUCAAUAAAAGAUCAAAGAAUACAUGGAUCUGUAAUGUUACCAAUCAACUAAAGAUUGUCGUGGCCAGGGUCAUAGCUGUUAUAUUGACCAUAUCCAUAUACAGCGUAAUUUAGUGAAAUUGGAUGCUUUUUGGCUCCUGAUAGCUACCACUUGCUGUUGAUGGGCAAAGUGUCGUUCUUGGUAUUCUCAAGAACUUGAGAACAUGUGACUGGACUUUAUUUAAACCCUAGUGGGGGCUGUACCCUGUGGAGGUGGUUGAAAACCCAUUGGUAUUCAUCAUCACAUGAGCCAAUGUGUGAAAAAACAUGUGGAUCAUUAUCACAAAGGGAGACCUAUGAAACCACUGUGGUACCUGUGAGACCUGGUCACUUCAGGUGGCCUCAAUAGGUAACUUGAAGUAAGGUGUGAGUGGGGUUUGAGGCACCUGGAAGGGAUCUCUAGAUUGUAUUGUAAGAAGCUGACAGCUGGUAUCAUAAACCACCACCUCUGUUCAAUGAUGGUCGUUCACAGGGGACAUAAAUGCCUAUUUCACUCCUCUUUCAAACCAUCUUUGUUCUCGGUCCGAAAUAUGAACAGUGGCAUCCUCAGAAGAUGUGGUUAUUCCAACUGGGCCUUCAUCAACUCAGUGAAGAUGAACGGGAAAGAAAGUCGGACACCAGCUAGGAAGAAAGAGCAAACCUGUAACAAUAUCUCUAAUGUAGCAGGUUUGUCAGCAAAUGCAGGAGAAUUUUCUCCAAGCAUGAUAACCCAGCCACACUCUAGGACAAAAAAAUGGUCCCAAGGACAAAACUCCCAAACACAACUCCAUCCUAAUGUACUGUGCACUGCAGCAAAGAGUGCUCAGACUUCUACAUUGGAAAAACUGAGCAGCCACUCAACAAAGGCCUAACAUGGAACGGCCAUCACAGCAUGACAAAACUCAGCUGUACUUCUGCACCUAAAGGAUGAAGGACACUCUUCCAACUGUUGACAUUUUGGACUGGGAAGGUGGGAUCAUUUGAAAGAGGAGUAAAGGAAGCCAUCAAUGUCAACUAUAAACGACCAUUACUGAGAUUGUGGCUUGAAACAUCAGCUGUCAGCUACCUACAGUGUAGUCUUGAGAUCCCUCCCCAGGUACCUUAACCCUGACUCACACCUUUUUUUUAGGGGGUGCGACCUUGGGGUUAAUGACCCACACUUUUGUUUUACACCUUAGCUUGUGUGCUACAGCACAUGAAUAAUAGUGGGUCAAUGACCACCUCCAAAGGGGACAACUCCAUUAAGGUUUAAAUACUUUUGGUGGAAAAGCCUAAAGAAGCUUCUUGGAUAAGAGGGGAACCGACUUCAAAAAAAAUUUAAAGAAGUCCUCUCAACAUUUUUUGAGUUGUUGAGAAAACCAUGACCUGGAAUCUACACACACAUAUGUUCCGGUUACUGAUGUUCCUUGCCACAACCAUCUUUAGUUGAUUGGUAACAUUACAGAUCCAUUUAAUCUUUGAUGUUUUUAAUUGAUUCUAAAUUAUAUUUGUACAUAUGAUAUUGAUUUAUUAUAAAUGUAAGCAAAUAAUGUAUGGUGGUCAAAAUGACCACCUAUGGGAGUUCUAGUAGUUCCAGAAUUCUGGGAGUUCUAGUGUUAAACCUACCACUUCUUCUGUCCCCCGCUUGUCCAGUUUCUUUUUUUCUUUAAAGACACACUGCACAGCAUCAUCGAGUAGGUUUUUGGCCAUUUGUGAAUCACCUUGUUGGUACAUUUUCAUAGAUUCAUCUAAACAAGUAUUUUGGGGACAGACUGCUACUAACCAAGAGCCUAAAGAUACAAUUUAAAUUUUUUUUUUUUUUUUGCCAAGUUAUGUGUAAAUAUAACCCUGAUUCAUCCCUUAAGGUAGGCGCCCUUUUUAAACCUUUAAGGCUUCAUAGGCCAGUGUCUUAAAACCAAAGAAAAAACAUUCCUGUGGAAUGUUCAGGACUGAAAAUGAGUGAAAAAGCAGCCAAUGAACAAAAACAGCAUUUGUUAGACCUUCAGAAAUCCUGCAGAGCUGCUGCUCAAGAAAAAUUACAACAAGGUCUGAGGGCUGGCUCAAGACUUUUGCACAGUGUUGCAAAUGUCAGCAUAAAUUAUAGUUUAUUGAUAUUUAUUGUUUGUUUCUGCUCAUCCUGCAGUUCAGUGUGCUCAGUGUUACAGGAUCAGUGUGUGUGUUUAUCUUCAUCUGUGUGUGGAUCACACCUGCUCUGUGAGGUUUGAUCCUCAUGCAGAGAUCAGCUGUUACAGCAUCAUCAUCACACUGACUGAACUCAAAGUGAAGUACUGUUGAUUAAACACAAUCAUCAAUUUAAUAGGUGUUCAGAAUUAAUUGAUCAGCUACAAAUGAAGGAGUGUUACAGUGUUAUGAAAACAAAUGUUUUCCAUGUAGCUGCACAGUCAGACUUUUCCUGCUUCUGUGAAACUUUUCCUUUCAUGAAGGAGGCUCUGCAGUCUGUUUGUUUGCAGUUUAGUCAUUACCUCAGCUAAGGAGGUUAUGUUUUCGGUCGUGUUGGUUUGUUUGUUUGUCAGCAGGAUUACUCCAAAAGUUAUGAACGGAUUUCGAUGACAUUUUGUG
Messenger RNA from Archocentrus centrarchus (flier cichlid), 4084 nucleotides. RefSeq names its product coxsackievirus and adenovirus receptor-like. The coding region runs from base 172 to 654 and encodes 160 amino acids. Gene Ontology annotation, molecular function: signaling receptor binding. Lineage: Eukaryota; Metazoa; Chordata; Actinopteri; Cichliformes; Cichlidae. The transcript is spliced from 3 exons. Gene Ontology annotation, biological process: T cell receptor signaling pathway; regulation of cytokine production. The record is from RefSeq and is a predicted model, not a curated record. Gene Ontology annotation, cellular component: external side of plasma membrane.